Molecule: messenger RNA, 8918 nt
Organism: Rhagoletis pomonella (apple maggot)
Lineage: Eukaryota; Metazoa; Arthropoda; Insecta; Diptera; Tephritidae
Gene: bif
Product: serine-rich adhesin for platelets
Exons: 7
Coding region: 1099-8751 (2550 amino acids)
Biological process (GO): neuronal signal transduction; chemotaxis
Cellular component (GO): nuclear membrane; rough endoplasmic reticulum membrane
Molecular function (GO): microtubule binding
Source: RefSeq, a predicted model, not a curated record
CCCCGCAUUCGCGUUCGUUGGCUGUUGCGAGAGGUUUGUUUUUGUGUAUACGGAGCGCGUCGAUUAUUUUAAUUGACAUUUUUUAUACAGUUUGUGAAAUGCGGCAAGUUUAAUGUAAUUUCCAGUGGUAAAUUAAGUGCAGCAUAAAUACACAUUUUUAAAAUAGUGCGGUUUAUGUAUAAUUUCCAUAAAAACUGCUAAAUUGAAAGAACCAGAACGGUGUGUGUUUGUGAUUUUACAAAUUCCAAGCCCAAACAAAAAUAAAUAAAAUAAAAUAAAAAUUUCUAGUGAGCGCACCGCGCGGCUUGUUAAAGUGUGAAACAAGCAUAACUACACAAAUAUAUAUACAUAUAUACAUUAUAAAAAGUGUAGCGAACUAAAAAUUGGGCACAAUCAACGUGUCAUAGCGGGUCGCUGAAGGAAGCCCACAAGCAACGAAAGCGCCAUGAAAAACAGGUGCUAAUGCAAAUAAGAACAAAUCCAAUUAGAAAAAUAUUUAUGCGUUAAAGAGACAAGCCUCGAGCGCGAACCUAUUUGGCCCACCCACUGGGCGCCAUACAAAAGCACGCGCGGGUCAACACCGACACAGCGCGCUUAGCUUAACAAGCGUACGCGACAUUAGUGGCCCAAACGAUUUAAAAAAAAUAAGCAGAAAACAGAAAAUAAAAUUGCGCACAACGCAGCCCCGCUGCCGACUCACAGCCGUUUUUAGCAGCGCGCACGAAGUGCACAACGACGGGCGAGUGAACCAUUUGCAACGCCAACAGCACCACCAGUUUGUCAGUAUCUCUCCAGCGUUCAGUGCGCGUUCGGGCCAAGCGUGAAACGCAUCGCUGCGUCAACUGUGAGCUAAGUAGUGAAUCAGUGAGCGCUCAUAUUUGUUUAAUAAAAAUUUCAUUGAAAUUUACAUAAAAUACUGCUAAAAAGGCAUUCAAUUAAACAAACAAAAAAUUAAAUAGCGCAGAAUUCAGCAUUAAUAAAAUUACCAGCGAAAACCGCCAAGAGUGCAAAACGAAAUUUUCUCUGCGCGCACCUGCCGCGCGACCUCCUUUUCUCAAACAUACUAAACGCGCGCGCGCCUCCCCUCCGCUUGUAGUUAUGGCCGCCACACCGUUGACCCUGAUGGAUGGCAGCAUCGCAUCAACCACGGUUACAGCAGAUGCCACUUUGGCAACAGCAGUAGCUUUGGAUAGUAGCAGCAGCAACCAAAGUGGUGUUGCAACUCAACCUGCCGUGAGACCAACAAUGCUAUUUGGUUCUACUGAGCGUUUAGACACAUCCGCUGCCGUCACGAAUGUGCUCAUCUCACCAAAUGGCAGUUGCAGCGGCAGCGGUAAUUCCGCCGCCACAUCGCCAUCAUUUCUGCCGGAGAUGCCACAAUGGAAAAAAGACUUAAUACAACGCCGCAAAUCGAAUGUGGCACGUACGAUUGGUGCUGCAACAGCAGCAGCAGUGAUGUCGCCGAUAUCCGCGGCAGCACAACAACAGCGUAGUGGUGGUCAACAGCAUUCUCCAACAACGACAAACACAACAACAACAACAGCUGCAGAUGGUUUUUCGCCAACAACAAUAACGCCAAGCAGAGACUUAACCGCGGUCGCUUCUAAGUCCGGAAUUCAAGUAGCAACCGUAACAACAACAACCAAAGUAAGCAAACUAACAGCUAGUCAAUACCAAUACCAAGAAGAGCUAGAAAAACUCCAUUGUAUUCAACAAAAGCAUGCAACGGUAAUCACUGCCGCUGAGCAACAACAGCAAAUGAGUCUGAUUAUGAAAAGGCCAACGGCAACGGCCCCAGCAUCUCCCACAGCACCAGCAGCAGCAAUUGGAGCAGCUACAAUUGUUUCACCAACACCAUGCGCUGCCAAACGCAACUCACCAACAAGCAGCAACAAUAGCACGCCGACAAAAGAAAAAUCUGAAAGAAUUCUAGUCGGGGGUCAUUACACGCCGCAGCAGCAGCAGAAUAGAGAGCGUCGAGAGAGUGGCGGUGAUCGCCAAGAUUGGGAUACUACACACCGAGAAUUUGUGUCGCCAACAAAAACAAUAGUAACAGGGGCAGCGGUGCCAAUACCAAAGCAAAGAUCAGCAUACUCGCCGAUAAAGAAUGCUUCUUCAACUGCAGCCAAAGAAACUAUUGCUGGCGAGAAGAGCGGCACAACAACCCGUUUAACAGGUAAAACUGUGACCGCAGCGGCAGCUGAAGUGGUGAGCGAGAAGCGGCAGAGCACAGCUGGUGGUGGUGAAGUAACCAUCGAAGGUAACAACACUACCACCACCGACACAGCCGGCAGUGGCCACGGCGGUGGUGAUGGUGAUGGCGAUGGCGAAGAAUGUACGGAAAAUGAAACUACAGCACUCAAAGCGGCAGUGUCAGCAGAGAGUGGUGGAACGUAUGCAGUGACAAGCAGGCAAAUACCAUCCACAAUACAGGCUGGCUCACCAACUAGAGCGAAGAUGAGCGCAGUGGCAGUGGCAGCGUCGACGCCUCUAUCGCCAACAUUGGUCGCCGCACAAGCGACUCAGUCACAGCUAUCGCAACAGUUUCAUUCGAAGAACGAGCGCGAGCGGACGUACACGGAACAACGCGGCGCGUCAUCGUCGGCCGGGAACAAUAGUAGUUAUAUAUCUACUGCAAAGAAAGUGCAAACACAAGAAAAUACUGCAGCAACGGCUAUUAGCAGCAACACCCCUUACAGCGCCACAUCCAGCACGUACUCGCCAUCUAAUUACGUGACUCCACCGCUGACCAGUAGUACCAGCAGCAGCGGCAAAAUAUUUUCAAAACUUCACAACAAUCAGUUCAUAAAGAACCAACAGCUGCAACAGGCUGGCGCACAAACGAGUGCUGCAACGCAAUCGAAUAUUACGGCGCGUUAUCUGAAAUACAAAUCAUCAUCGUACACAUCGCAUGCGCCGGAAUCCGCAGGCGGCAGUGAAACUGGUUCGGGCUACACUGGUUUGCCGGGCACUUACUCGCCAACAAAGUCGUUUGUGGCACCCACGGCAAGCGCCAUCAAAAAGAAAAUGGUCGCCGUGCAGGAGAUGAAGACUACACAGCCGAGUGGCAAUCAUCCGCAUCGCGCACAUCACAAUCACCACCAACAGCAGCACAUCCAACAGAUGAUUGGUACCGGAGGAGCUGGUGGUGUCGGUGGUGGCGGGACUUGCGCACGUCCAAUGGCGCUGACGGGCGGGCGUGCACGCCCACCCAGCCAAUCAGAGGAGGUGGAGGUGAACUUCGACCCAGGCGAGGAUCUGAGCUAUGGACCAGGCAUAGUUUCAAAGUUGCGGUGCCGCUACCUCAGCCUCGCCUUUCGCGAAUCCAUGGAAAAGGAGCGUCACUGUCUCGAUAAUAUGCGGCGCGCCACCAGUCUGAACAAUUUACUCGAUCGCGACGAUCCAGCCGAUGAGGAUGAUGAGCCAGAAGAUGACCUGGAUGGCGGCGAAGCAAUCGAUUUGGAAGUGCGUGAAGAGGACGAAUAUGUUGAGCUGCGCGCGGAUGCAGACAAAACGAUGGCCGCUGAGCGCAAGCUAAAAACACAGGGUGGCAUACUGAAGCACAACAACGACGCCGCUGCUGGCGCGCAGGAGAACACCAAAAAGACUACAACAUUUCAAAAGCAUGCAGCGGGCACUUUUGCCGCGAAUGGUUCUCGUUUGCCGCACUCGGCACCGGCAGGCGGUGCAGGCAUUGCGACAAAUGCCACCAAUGUCGGUACGCCCGAUACACCGCGUUCGCGUCAUGUAAAACGCGGAAAUGAUUCGUUAAAACGCGCGCGUUCCGUCGAAGCGCUACUCUGCGAACGCACGCCCUGGCAAUACGCGGCGCUCAAUCGCAGCAGCUAUCAGCCACAACGUUUUGCGGCCACUGGCAAUGCAAAUUACGCGCUGUCGCAGCCGACUUGCGUCACCAUCGAGGAUAAGAUAAAUAACGGACGUAGUCGCCUGCUACUCGGCACAGAUGUUAUGCCACCGAAGCGCUUGACCUCAGUCAUCGAUGAUACGGAACGACCGCCACCCGAUUUGGUCAAGCAAACGCUGAAGAAGUUCGAAGCCACUGCUAAUAGGCGUGGACGCGGCCCGAGUCGCACGAACGGAACCGGCGAGGUCGCCAGCAAGGUGGCCACCUACAAGACUAUCAUUAAGGAGAAUAAGCCUGCUAUUAUGUUUCCCAAACCACCGAUCAGCCCCACUAAGAAGCUGAAUGCGCCAGUGCUCACGAAGCCGGCAGCCAAGCCAGUAGUGGGCGCCGCUGAUUUGCUCAAUAGCCCGCUAGGGCGCAAGACCACUGCCGUCGCAGGCGUCAACACUGCGGCUGGAAAAACGUCGCCGGCGACCUCCAAUGCCGCCGCGGUUACCGGUGUGCUGUCUGCUAGUAGUAGCAAUAGCAGCGCAGUCGGCGUUGGCGGCUUAUCAGAGCACUCGCCCGAUAUCAUUCCAAAGCAUAAGCUUUUAACGGAAAAGAGCGAAUUAUUGGCGCACGGAGUUGUCGAUUCGCCAGUGACAGCUUUAACAAAAAAGCUCGAAAAGCUGCGAAUUGAAACGUCGGUGGAUAAACCAAAACAAGCAAUAACAACAAAGGAAACUAAACAGCCAACACAGUUGAAUAAGCAACAGCAGGCACACUCGGCACUCGAGCCAACCAACAGCGACAACGAAUUCGUCAAUAAUAGCGAGUUGAACAACGACGACAACAACACAAGCAACAGCUAUAGCAACAAGCUCGUGGGUGGUGGCGCUGUUGGCGAGGGUGAAGCGGCUGGCGAUAGUGACGCGGCCCUCGAAGGCAACGAAAAUAGCAACAGCAACUACAACAAGGCGAAACAGCAUAAUGAUCGUGCUGGUACUAGCGCAGCUAGCAGUAUUGGUAUUGGUAGCGUCAGCGGCGUUGACGAGUCAGUCGUAGAACCCGAUUCGGUGCUGGCAGGAACCGCCGCAAUUAGUAGUGAUCUUAGCGACGACGACGACGGACUGGUUGAUCGUAGUAUUGCCGCCGCCGCCGCACCCACAAAACGUAUAACGCGCACAGCACUCGAUAAUAUCGCACGCGCGGGCACCACACAACAAUUCAAAUUCGCUGGCAGCAGUGGACAAACGCAGCAAAAAACGCAAACGAAACAACAACAACUAAACUCUUCCAAUUUGAAUCCCGAUAUACCCAGUUCGGUAUUGAACGCCGCACCGGGUAAGCAAAUCGGGGUCAUACGCCCGCUACCUACCACCACAGCCGCACAACAGGCCGCCAACACCGCUAGUGCCACAAACUCGCCGAGUAUUUCCAAUCAACAGCAAUUGCUGCAACAACAUAUGGAAGCAUUGAAGCAGCAUAACGUUUAUAGCAGCAACUCCACGUCAACAACAACAACAGCCACACAUUCCUCAAUUUACCACCACAGCACACCGUCGCCACCACAAUCGCAACAACAGCAGCUGACAAGCCGCGAAAUUGAAAAGAAUCGCAUAAAUGAAAUGAAGAAAACGGGCGCAUUAGCCGAUGGUGGUGGCCCAACGGCUGGUGGUGUGAUGGUCAGCGCGGGCGCCAGCGCCAAUGCCAAUUCACACGCCGUCGCAGCCGCCAAUGCUAGUCUAAAUACCGUGAUAAAUACCAAUGCGCCUGGCCACAAGUCCAACGCUGGUAUUGGAGCGGGCGCGGCCGCCGGUGCUGCGUCAUCAGCAUCAAGCACUUCCGGCUUUAAUGAGUUAGAUGCGGCAGCGCCAGGCGCUAAUAAUAGCCCCUUAUGGGCGUUACGCAUUAAACGACAGACACCAAGCGUCGCUGCACAGGAGAACACAUCGAUGGUAUUCAACUUCUCCAAUCGCAAAGAGGUGCCCGAUUAUAUCGAGAAUGAUGGGGUGAUCUUUCGCAGAAAACGUGAAUUACCCAAGCCAAAUGAAUCUGGUUUCGUGCUACUCGGUGAUCUCUCAUUGGAAACUUCAACCGAUUCGGAUUAUGAUGAUUUCUCCAUGUGCCCACCAUCUCCCUGCGAUGUUGAAUUCGAAAAUGCUAAUAUUGUGAUCGAUGGAAAGUCAAGCAUUCGACAGAAGUCCAAAGAAGCAACGUUUCGCGUACAAUUCAACGAUACGCUCACCUCCACCUUUGAAUAUCCCUCCGAGGCGUCACUAAUCAUAGACGAUUCCUUCAGCAAUGAUGCGCUGAUAAGCGCCUAUGAGAAUUUUUCAUUGAAUGAUUCAACGGACUCAUCGCCGACGCGACAUCAUCAUGUAGCCGUUGAUGAGAUUAUACAACUGCCAACGCCGGCGAGUCCCUCGCCUCCCGCCAAUAAUGCCAGCAGCGCAACAAAUACGCCAACAAAAAACAUACUGGGGAAUUUGCCAUUAGAUUACCCAAUUUUAGACAAGGGUAUAACGUCACAACAACAACAACAACAGCUACCACAGCAGCAGCCAUUGAGCCCGCAACCAAAUUUGGAAGAAGAGCCAAAUACAGAGAACGUUGCAACGCCGCCUUUGUCAGAGUCAGAGCCAUCGAUGUUGGCGCCAAAUUCAGCGGAGAAGACUCCUUUAUUGCGACCACAGCCCGAAAUAGCAUACAACGCCUUACAACAACCAACGCUGUUGUCGUCGCACGCCGAAAAUACCGACAAGCGCGACGCGGCAGCGCCAACUCACGCGCCAAUGCCACAGCCGCCGGUGCAGCCACAACGACCCACAAAUUUGCCGUUGCCAAUGUCGUUGUUGCCCACAGUGGCGACACAGAAAAAGAGGGAAAAGAAACAACAGGAGGCACAGCAAAAGCAACAGCAACGGGCGUCGAAACAGAAACCGCAAUUGCCAGUCAAGCGGGCGGACAGAGUAACGCGAACUCGUUCCGCGUCGGCGGCACUGGUGUCAAAGGCAUCGCCUGCGAGUGCAUUGCCACAAUUUAAGCCGAUGGAGGCGGAAAUGAAACAGCAAAAAGACGUAAACAAUUUGACGGAAGCAGUAAAGGAGAAGGAGGAAGCGACGACAGUGGGCAAACGGGAAACGCGUAAAAAAUUUGCAAGCGGAAAUUUGCAGCAUCAGCACACCCUGGCUGCCGACGAGGAGGAGGAGGUUGACAAGAGGGAUAAGCGAGCAACGUAUGUGAAACCAACAACAGCAAAGAGCGUGCGGCAGCAAAAAUCAAACGAAUCGACAGCUCACACGGUGGACGAGUCGCCUCCAGCGUUCGGCGUGCGUGGCGCUGCACAACAACCUGGCAUUUUGCGCGAUUUCCAGCUGGCAAGUGUAAACACAAGCGAAAACGAUACCAAAAAUACAACCAAUAACACAGCUGCCUCAGGCGGCGCCAGCACACGCCACACCAGCAACAACACAGCGCGUUUAAGCAACAAAACAACAACAACAGAAAAUCUCACAAACACUACAACAACUAUUACGAAAAAGCCAAUAAGCAAAUACAGAAUGUUUCAUACACUUUUUGAGGCUCCAACAGAAGCAGCAACGACCACAGGCGCGGCCACAUCCGCAUCCCCUCAGCGCCCACGCAAAACGCCUUCAGUGCUCAAUAAGCCACAAUAUGCGCGCUUUUUGCAAAUUGAACUCGCUGCCACCACAGCGCCUGCAGCUGCGUACGCAGCGCGUCAAACGGUCUUACGUACGCGCAGCAAUGAAUUUCAGUGUGGUGCACGUGCGGGCGCUGGUGGCGGCGUCGUCGUCGGCAAUGCGGUAGCAAGCACCGCAAUACAGCGCGCUAACGUAACGUCAUCACAUCAGCUCAUGCAACCAUGCGCAUCACAGCAACAACGCAGCGCUUCAUUUUCUUUUGGUAACAAAAGUGCGCCUAAUGAGCGCUCCACCGAAAAAGUGUACAGCGCACUAAAGGCGCCUGCUACUUGUGUAGACAUUGACACUGACAAGAGUAACGUAAACAAUGCUAAUUAUGCUAAACACGUAAACGGAAACAAUAACAACAAUAAGCAAGCGAUUUUGAGAAGCGUCUCCAAUAGCUUGAAUGGUAUUUCCACCGACGAUGAGUGCUUUGAGGAUGCGAUAGAUUACUUCUAUCCCAUUCCCAUGACACUUGCAUACACAAGCAGUAGCAACAACAAUGAUGAAAACAUUUGUAGUAACACUGAAAGCCAAUGUCACCACACAAAAACAACAACAACAACUACAACUAACAGCAAAAACACGCAAAAAAAAUGUUUUGGUGUCAGUAGCGCUCCCUCUACUGCGCCAGCAGCACCACCCAAACAAUCGCGCACCGUUUGCACCAACCGAACCACCAACAAUAGCACUAGUAACCCUACAACAACAAUAACAACACUUAAAAGCAAUUAUUGUGCCACAACUACACUUAACACGAAGUUUACUAGCAACACUACUACUACUACUACUACUACUCGUACUACUACUACUACUUCACGCAACAAUUCUACUAACUCAAGUCUCACUUCUUCGCCCACUUCAUCUUCUUCUACCACUUUCUAUUCUUAUUCAUCACUUUCUGCAGCGAAUUAUAUGCGCGCCUGUAUAGAUGUAAACAAAAAUCCAAGAAUUCUUCAUAACAACGCUGUCAAGUGUUUAAGUCCGUCUCCAUAUGUGCCCAACAAAAUUGCAUCGUCCUGCAACAGCAAUGCUGCUAGUGUUAUUGCUGCAACCCAGCAUCCAAGUGUCAGCUACAAAGAUGGCGCAUGCUCCCAACCAUCGGCGGCGGCAGCGCUUAUUUCGCCUCUUUCUCUGCCAGUCGCUUCUACUACUUUGCUGCGUUCGCGCAUACCCGGCAACACCCUGUACUAUGUUUGAGUUCCUGUGCGUCUAAAUGUUUGUCCUUUGGCCGGUCGCAAUGGCCACCAUCUGCUCUCCUGAUUUUGUAAAUUGUCUACAUGCGAAAAGUUCAGCGCCGCUUGGUUUCUAUACGCCUGUGAAAGCACCCAUCGAUAACCUCUUUCAAUUGGGCGUAACGCGUGCAC